CAGACAUUGAUUUGAGUUGUCCGAUUCGAAAGUUUAAACGGCUGGAUUACUCUUGAAAGAUGGUUUACCAAUGCUGGCUUUGACAUAUCACAUUUCGCGUGUUUUAGACAAUCGGUGGAUAGCGAAAAUAAGUGCCAUUGAUAAGAAUGCAGAGAAGUACAUCAAGCGCUUAGCAGAGACAGUUGCCAUCCAGAGCGUGUCUGCACUCCCAGAAAAGAGGCCGGAGGUGGUGCGCAUGGUCAACUGGACAAAGACGGAACUGGAGAAGCUUGGUGUAAAAUGUGAGUUAGCUGACAUUGGCACCCAGACCCUUCCUGAUGGUACCAAGCUGCCGCUACCCCCUGUCUUACUGGGAACACUGGGUAGUGACCCCCAGAAGAAGACAAUUCUGAUUUACGGUCAUCUUGAUGUACAACCCGCAGCCAAGGAGGAUGGCUGGGACACAGAGCCUUUUGUCCUGACGGAUGUGGAUGGAAAACUCUACGGGAGAGGGUCUACUGAUGAUAAGGGUCCAGUGCUUGGAUGGAUCAACUGUCUGGAGGCCAUGAAGGAGUUAGGACAGGAGGUGCCCGUAAAUAUGAAGUUUGUGUUCGAAGGCAUGGAGGAAUCCGGAUCAGAAGGGUUGGAUGAUCUGAUUUUCUCUCAAAAGGACACCUUUCUCAAGGGUGUAGACUAUGUGUGUAUUUCUGACAACUACUGGUUGGGAAAAAACAAACCUUGUAUUACCUAUGGUCUGAGAGGCAUCAGCUACUUCUUCAUUGAAGUGGAAUGUUCAACCAAAGAUUUACACUCUGGAGUAUUUGGAGGAACUGUUCAUGAAGCCAUGUGGGAUCUAAUGUACCUGAUGAACAAUCUGGUUGAUGUGAACGGGAAGAUCUUGAUUCCAGGCAUUCACGACACUGUGGCAGAGCUGACGGACAAAGAGAGAGCUUUGUAUCAGGCCAUCGACUUUGACUUGGAAGACUAUAAGAAUGAUGUUGGAGUAAAUAAGUUGAUUCAUUCAAAGAAGGACGAGGCAUUGAUGAGCAGAUGGCGUUACCCUUCUUUGUCUUUGCUAGGGAUUGAGGGUGCAUUCAGCGGUACAGGAGCUAAGACUGUGAUCCCUCGUAAAGUGAUUGGGAAAUUCUCCAUCCGUCUGGUACCCAAUCAGGAACCUCCAGAGAUCGAGAGACUGGUAAAGGCAUACUUAGAGAAACUUCACGCUGAACGUGGAAGUCCUAACAAAGCCAACAUAUUCAUGUUUCAUGGUGGCAAACCCUGGCACAGUGACUUCAACCAUCCCCAUUUUGAGGCAGGCAGACGGGCAACCAAAAUUGUGUACGGGACUGAGCCAGACAUGACCAGAGAAGGGGGCAGUAUCCCAGUGACCUUGACCUUCCAGGAGGCCACGGGGAAGAAUGUCAUGCUCCUUCCUAUUGGGGCUUGUGAUGAUGGAGCACACAGCCAGAAUGAAAAAAUCAACAAGACAAACUAUAUAAACGGGACUAAACUGUUGGGGGCGUAUUUGGAUGAAAUGGCAAAGCUCUGAGAAGGGAAAUAACUCUUGGUUUCAUGAUUUUGUAAAUAGCUACAUCAGCGGGAAUGGCUACUGCGCAUUUUAACACUUGUUAUAAAUAUACUUGUAUAUUUGUGCUUAAACCAAUGAGGGAACAAAAUGAAUUGUUAACAAAAUCUGAAAAUAUGCGAACCUAAUUUUUUUAUGUACCUUUAUAUGAAAAAAUUUGCAAAUGCUGUUUGUAGAGCAAAUAUUUGCCCGAAGUACACAUCAGGGAAAAAUGUGCUCAGUGGAGUCAUUCGAAAAGGAAAUUUUGAUAAUUUAAUGGUGCUACAUGUGGUUCAUAUUCCACGUUAUAUGUUUAUCUACUGCUCAUCUUGAAAGACACUGUAAUAAACUAAUCGUCCUAUACUUGUAUAUAA
This is a messenger RNA of Liolophura sinensis, 1917 nucleotides long. RefSeq names its product cytosolic non-specific dipeptidase-like. NCBI's taxonomy places the organism in Eukaryota, Metazoa, Mollusca, Polyplacophora, Chitonida, Chitonidae. Gene Ontology annotation, molecular function: metallodipeptidase activity. Gene Ontology annotation, biological process: proteolysis. The record is from RefSeq and is a predicted model, not a curated record.